UGUUGUCCUUGUGCUGAUGACGGGUACGGACAUUCCGUAUUGACCUGCAAAUCCCAGGAUAUUCGGCCAAUCAGUAUUCGUUUAACUUUUGCGCGUCACCAGCUCGACCGUCAUUGUGCAUUUUGCGCACCCAAAGCUUCCCAACCAGCCCAAGCCGUCGAACAUGCGAGUAUUCCGCUUCGCCAUCGACCGUGGCGGCACCUUCACUGAUGUGUAUGCCGAGAUGGACGUGCUGGACGCCCAGGGGAACGUCGUGGACGUUGUACCCAAGGUCAUUAAGUUGCUCUCGGAAGAUCCGGCCAACUACCCGGAUGCGCCUCGAGAGGGUAUUCGCCGCGUGCUGGAGCUCAUGACGGGCGUCCCGCACCCUCGGGAUCAGCCUGUGGACACGUCCAAGAUCCAGAGUAUCCGCAUGGGCACGACUGUAGCCACCAACGCGCUGCUAGAACGCAACGGAGAGCGUACAGUUCUUGUCACCACCCAGGGCUUCCACGAUCUGCUGUAUAUCGGCAACCAGUCCCGUCCCAAGAUCUUCGACCUGGAGAUCCACAUGCCCGACACACUGUACGACUCGGUAAUUGAAGUGGAUGAGCGUCUGCAGCUUGUUAACAAUGAGAAAGACCGUCUCCCAACAGACGAGAAGGGAAUUAGUGGCGACUAUAUCCGAGUAAUUAAGGAUUUGGACGUCGAGGAUCUCACCAAGAAGCUUCAAGCUGCACGUGAUGACGGCGUGGAGAGUGUAGCCAUUGUGUUGCUGCACUCGUACACUUUUCCUAGACACGAGGAGAAGGCCCGUGACAUUGCCACGCAGCUCGGCUUCACACAAGUCUCGCUGUCGUCAGAGGUCAUGCCGAUGGUGAAGGCUGUUCCGCGUGGCUUCACCACUUGUGCGGACGCUUAUCUCACGCCUGUGAUCAAGAAAUAUGUGGCAUCGUUCUGUGCUGGCUUUGGUGAGGGAUUGGAAAAGGUGAACAUUAGUUUUAUGCAGAGCGAUGGUGGAUUGGCACGAAUGAAGCACUUCCACGGCCACCGAGCGAUUCUUUCAGGUCCUGCUGGCGGUGUGGUGGGUUACGCUCGUACGACGCGUCCACCUGAGGCUUCUGCUGUCCAACCUGCAGUUAUCGGCUUCGAUAUGGGCGGUACUUCGACCGAUGUAUCUCGUUUUGACGGUAAAUUUGAGCACGUUCUGGAGAGUGUGACAGCCAACGUCACUGUACGUGCACCUCAGCUGGACAUCCAGACGGUGGCGGCUGGAGGCGGCUCUCGACUAUUCUACAAGAACGGACUGUUCCUGGUUGGCCCUGAGUCGGUCAGAGCACACCCUGGACCUGUGUGUUACCGUAAGAACGGCUACCUUAGUGUCACCGAUGCUAACCUGGUUACAGGACGUAUCCUGCCGGAUUUCUUCCCCAAGAUCUUCGGUCCUAACGAGGACGAACCGCUGGAUGUGGCUGGAUCCAAGAAAGCCUUUGAAGAGCUGACUAAGCAGAUCAACGCUUCAUCUGGAGCUAACGGAGCGCAAUACACGAUUGAAGAAGUGGCGUCGGGCUUCCUCCGCGUCGCCAAUGAGGCUAUGUGCCGUCCUAUCCGUAACCUGACGCAGAAUAAGGGAUACGACAUUAGUACGCACAUUCUGGCAUGCUUUGGAGGUGCUGGACCGCAACACGCUUGCUCUAUCGCCAAGGCUUUGGGUAUGUCGAAGGUCUACAUCCACCGUUACAGUGGCAUUCUCUCGGCGUACGGCUUGAGCGUGGCAGACAGCGUCGUGGACAAGCAGCUGCCCUCUUCUGCGGAAUACAAUGCUGACAGUAAGCAGGCGUUGAUUGCGAGUCUUACCAAGAUCGCAGACGAAGCCGUAAACGAGUUAAUUGCAGACGGAUUCCAGCUUGAAGACGUUCAAGUGCAGUACUUUUUGAACAUGCGGUACGAAGGCACAGACAACGCUGUGAUGACUCGCGGUCCUGUCGGUGCCAAGGGCGAAUCCCCUGCCACUAGCGCUGAUGCUCUCGCUGCGUUCGAUUUCGAUGCCAGCUUCAUCAGAAAGUACCAGCGCGAGUUCGGUUUUGUGCUGCAGAACCGAGCUAUUCUCAUUGACGAUGUCCGUGUGCGUGCUACGGUGUCACCUGACUUGAAGGAUCCAGUGUUGAAGGCUACUUCCGACGAUGUGAUCGAGCCGUGCAAGCCUCAUUCGACGACCAAUUUCUACUUUGAGAAAGAGAAAGCUUGGAAAGAGAUCCCUGUCUACCUCCACGAAAAGCUAUUGGAGAGACGUGGAGCCAAGUACAGCGGGCCUGCGAUCAUCAUGCAGGGCACAGCGACGGUUGUUGUGGAGCCCGAGUGGGAGGUACAGAUCAUGUCUAGCGGCGAUCUCUACUUGGUCUCUACUACUGAGGCUACCGGGUCAAAAGAUCAGCCUGCUGUGCGCUCUGAAGACGUCCCACUUGACCCCAUUCAGCUGUCGGUGUUCUCGCAUCGCUUUAUGGGCAUUGCCGAGCAAAUGGGUCGUACACUGGCCCGUACGUCGGUGUCUGUGAACAUCAAGGAGCGUCUGGACUUCUCAUGCGCCCUCUUUGGUCCUGAUGGCGGCCUCGUGGCGAACGCACCGCAUCUUCCGGUUCACUUGGGUGCAAUGCAGCAAGCUGUGCGUCACCAGUUGAAAUACUGGGGCGACGAUCUUCAUGACGGCGAUGUUCUCGUUUCGAACCACCCACAGCUCGCUGGAGGCUCGCAUCUGCCAGAUAUCACGGUCAUUACACCAGUGUUCGACCGAACAAGCGGUAAGAUUGAGUUCUUCGUGGCUAGUCGAGGUCAUCACGCUGAUAUCGGCGGCAUCUCGCCUGGGUCUAUGCCUCCUCUGUCCAAGACGUUGUCGGAAGAAGGUGCUGCUAUCGUGGCUUUCAAACUGGUGGACGGUAAGGUGGGAGAAUUCCGCGAGAAGGAGAUCACUGACAUCCUCUUACAAAAGGACCGCGUGGACGAUCAAGGACGCCCUUGUAUUGGCACCCGUAACCUGCGUGACAACCUGUCGGAUCUCCGCGCUCAAGUCGCAGCCAACCAACGUGGUGUGGUGCUAAUGCACGAGCUGUGUGUCGAGUACUCUCUACCAGUAGUGACGGCCUACAUGAACUACAUCCAACAAGCGGCGGAGAUCGCAGUACGCAACAUGCUGCACGAGUUCUCGCUGCAGAAAAACCUACCGGAAGUUGGCGUGGUGCGUGCUGAAGACUUCAUGGAUGACGGCACGAGGAUUUCUCUGCAGAUCUCGAUCGACCGUCGCUCCAACUCUGCUGUCUUCGACUUUGCCGGCACCGGGCCGGAAGUGUUCGGCAACGUCAACACGCCACCGGCCGUGACUUAUUCAGCUAUCAUCUACUGCUUGCGUUGCCUGCUACCAGGCGAAGAUCUGCCAUUGAACCAAGGUUGUUUGACGCCCAUUGAGGUGCGUUUCCCGAAGGAGGGAAGUAUUCUGAACCCCAGUGACAACGCGGCUGUCGUGGGCGGUAACGUGCUUACCAGUCAGCGAAUCACUGACGUGAUCCUCAAGGCAUUCGGGGCCUGUGCGGCUUCUCAAGGCUGCAUGAACAACCUCACGUUUGGCAGUGCUACACUGGGCGGAUAUUACGAGACGAUCGCCGGUGGAGCCGGUGCUGGUCCGUCUUGGAACGGACGUAGCGGCAUCCACACGCACAUGACUAACACGCGUAUCACGGACCCGGAGAUCCUGGAGAAACGCUUCCCUGUACUGCUACGUGCCUUCCACCUUCGUGAAGGAUCAGGUGGCGCUGGCAAGUUCCGUGGAGGUGACGGUGUGGUGCGUCAGAUUGAGUUCCUCGAGGGUAUGACGGUCAGUAUCCUAUCGGAACGUCGUGCCUUCCAGCCGUACGGACUGGAAGGCGGCGCGCCAGGUGCUCGCGGUAUCAACAUUCUUCAACGCCAAGGAGGACGUACCGUUAACUUGGGCGGUAAGAACACGGUGGACGUGCUGCCAGGCGAGAUCUUGACGCUGUACACGCCUGGAGGCGGCGGCUUUGGAGCCAACUAGAGCGACCAUGAACCUGCAAGGACAUGCUCGACUAGGAGAGAGCAAUUACGCUAUUGAGUUAGCUGUGCGUCUAACGGAUACCUUUUUCCUCUCUACUGCUCCGAGUCCUCUUUACGUUUGCGAUCUUUUUCUUCUAACAUGUCAGCAUACGCGUCGAGUUCGGCGUCCA
This is a messenger RNA of Phytophthora nicotianae INRA-310, 4211 nucleotides long. RefSeq lists its product as hypothetical. Gene Ontology annotation, biological process: glutathione metabolic process. The transcript is spliced from 3 exons. Gene Ontology annotation, cellular component: cytosol. Gene Ontology annotation, molecular function: 5-oxoprolinase (ATP-hydrolyzing) activity. The record is from RefSeq and is a predicted model, not a curated record. Bases 164 to 4042 code for a protein of 1292 amino acids. Lineage: Eukaryota; Oomycota; Peronosporomycetes; Peronosporales; Peronosporaceae.